Molecule: messenger RNA, 963 nt
Organism: Ustilago hordei
Lineage: Eukaryota; Fungi; Basidiomycota; Ustilaginomycetes; Ustilaginales; Ustilaginaceae
Exons: 1
Coding region: 1-963 (320 amino acids)
Source: RefSeq, a predicted model, not a curated record
AUGACAUGGACAGCCAUCAACCCGCAUCCGCGGGUCGCUGACCUUGAUCUCUCCAUCUUGGAUUAUUGCACCUAUGCAUUUGUCGACAUCAAAGUCAACCUCCGACCUGAUGGAAUUGCGAUUGUCACUCUCGACCGAGCCGCGCAGUACAACACCUUCACUGGACCCAUGUGCUUCUCGAUGGUGUUCGCUUUCGAACUCUUUGAUGCUGAUGACCGAGUGAAAGUAGUCAUCAUCACUGGAUCGGGCAAAGUGUUUUGUGCGGGCGCAGACCUAGCUCAGGGAUUUGGAGCAUUCGCAGACCAUGCACAAGGUCAUCGUGAUGGAGGAGGGCAGGUUGCACUGGCCAUCUUGCGAUGCAGAAAGCCAAGCAUAGCUGCGAUUAACGGAAACGCAAUCGGUAUCGGUGUCACCAUGACUCUCAGCUGUGAUUUCCGCCUGGUCGCACAAGAGGCCAAAGUGGCCAUUCCCUUUGUGCAAAGAGGGAUUGCUAUGGAGGCCUGUUGCUCGUAUCUGCUUCCGCGCUUGGUUGGCGUGUCGAAAGCGAUGGACAUGGUUCUUUGUGGUGAUGUCCGUUCGCCGAAAGAUGAAAGCUAUAUGGCGCUCUGGACUCGCUCCCCCCUGCCGCAAGAUGAGGUUUUGUCAGAGUCGCUCAAGUUGGCCGAGAAGUUGGCCAAGAACAGUUCCGUUUCGAUGGCUUUGUGCAAAGCACAGAUGUGGAGGCAGGUGCAUUCACCAGAAGAUGCGCAUCUCUUGGAAAGCCAAGGGAUCUGGGAAACGGCUCGGUUGGAUGGUGGAGAGGGAGCCAACAGUUUCUUGGAAAAGAGGCAGGCUCGGUUUCAAGGCAAGAUGAAGGAUUUGGACAAGUUUGCUUUUUGGCCUUGGUGGAGACAAGCUGAUGUCAACCUAUACGGUCGUGGGCCUGAGGCUCUACGUGCUGCCAAGGAGAAGAGUAAGCUAUAG